Glycine soja is the source of this 1648-nucleotide messenger RNA. RefSeq names its product mediator of RNA polymerase II transcription subunit 19a-like. The record is from RefSeq and is a predicted model, not a curated record. The transcript is spliced from 7 exons. Gene Ontology annotation, biological process: positive regulation of transcription by RNA polymerase II. The coding region runs from base 232 to 876 and encodes 214 amino acids. Lineage: Eukaryota; Viridiplantae; Streptophyta; Magnoliopsida; Fabales; Fabaceae. Gene Ontology annotation, molecular function: transcription coregulator activity; transcription factor binding. Gene Ontology annotation, cellular component: mediator complex.
AAAAUUUGUCCUCGAUGAAAAAGGAGGAGAAAAUAGAAAUAUGGGAGAAGAUUAUUAUAAAUGGAGAAUUUUGUAGCGGAUUGGAUUGGGGUUUCGCUGUGAAAGAAGGAAAGGAAGGGAACAUAGAACUUGUGAACUUGAGACAGCGCACAACACAACAAAACACAAUUACAGCAGAAACAAACCUAAAUUUCCUUGAUAAUGAUUCAAGAACUCAUGAUAGAUUGACGCAUGGAUCCUGACAGCAAAAAAUUUGGUGGAGGGCCAAGAGAAUUGACAGGUGCUGUGGAUCUAUUAAAUCACUUCCAAUUACUCCCACAUUUUGAGUUUUUCUGCAAGAGGCCACUUCCUGUUUCAAUUUCAGAUGCACACUAUUUAUACAAUGUAGUAGGUGACAUAGAAAUCAGAAAAGGAGAUGGGAUGCAGUUGGAUCAACUUAUUCAAGAUACAUCUUUGUCCAGUGGUUCUAAUUAUCAUAUACAACCUUUGGACCUCGAUAUUCUAAAGGAGGCUUUUCAACUCAAGGAAACUGUUCCCAUUGAUUUGCCUGCUGCCGAGAAGGGGAUUCUGACUGUUGCAGGAAAAUCAAAAGGUGAAUCUAAAGAUGUGGAGAAGAAGCAUAAAAAACACAAAGACAGGGACAAAGAUAAGGACAAGGAGCAUAGGAAGCACAAGCAUCGUCAAAAAGAUCAAACCAAAGACAAAGAAAAGGAGAAAAAGAAAGACAAAAACAGGCAUCAUGAUUCUAGUGCUGAUCCUUCAAAGAAACACCAUGAGAAGAAAAGGAAGCAUGGUGGAGAUGAUGAUCUUAACGGUGUGCACAAACACAAAAAAGUAAGCAUUAGAGCUCAAAAAUUGAUGAAUUGGGGGCAAUAAAGGUUGCAGGCUAAAAUGGUUACAUAUUGUAGUUCUCUUUUCCUCAAAUGGUUGUUCUCAUUUGUUAAAGUUUGUGGAGGGGUCUGUCACUUGACAUUAUCAGAUUUCUUGAGGUUCUCAUUUCUGAUAAUUGCAUUAUGGAACUGGAAACGCGUAAAAGACAAUAGAAGACGCAAGUAAAUAAAUGUUUUGGAUUCUGGCAAUGGAAAACAAUGCUCGCCAAUCCUUAUAUCUUUAGUUUGUUUCAUGAUAAGCGUUGUUGAUAGUUGCAGUAUGCAUGAUGCCUUCUAAUUUUUUGCAGAGUAGCUAGUGAUCUGACUAAAUAGUAUCAUGAAGGUGAAUUCACCUGAUGAAGGAAAAGGAUCCAAGGUAAAAUUUGCUGAAAGUGAACCCUUCUUUUCUUUUUCUUUUGUAUAAUUAACACUCAUUUGAUAUAAUUUCCAGUAAUUUGCGACACUUCGGUCUUUCUUUCCCAGUUUUUUUGGCGCACUGGAUAACAAAACAUGUGUGCAUUUACUUUAAUCUUUGUAGAUUUUUCGGUCUAUAUAUAUUCGUAGUUUAAAUUAAAGAUAACAUCUUAUUUAGGAUGAUUGAAUUAAGUAUGCAGGUUGUGCACAUUGAUUACUUUCUCCUAUAUCUUGUACUAAGUAGCAUGCCUCGCCUUAAUAGUGUUUGAAGGCUUAGGCACCAAACAAACUCACCAUUUGGUUCGAACCAAUAUAUGUUGUAUGUUAAGAUAAAAUGUUCAGAGUUCUUCAAUUUUAAAUGAUUA